AUGGCUUCUUAUGAAGCCUUAUAUAGGAGAAAGUGUCAAUCUCCACUCUAUUGGACGGAAUUGAGUAAGAGAACUAUCAUUGGUCCUGACUUAGUGGACAUCACCAGGAAGAUUGAUCUGAUCAAACAAAAGUUAUUGAUAGUUGAAAGCCGUCAAAAGAGCUAUGCAGAUUUUUAUCAGACAACUUUGGAAUUCGAUGUAGGUGAUCAUGUGUUUUUGAAAGUUUCUCCACUCACAAGUAUUGGAAGAUCCAUCAAAGCCAAAAUGUUGACACUUAGGUUCAUAGGCCCAUAUGAGAUCUUGGAGAGAAUUGGGCCUGUUGCCUGUCGUAUUGCUCUGCCAUCGUACUUGUCCAACAUUCACAAUGCGUUCCACAUGUCACAACUGAAGAAGUACCAUCCAGAUCCAUCUCACAUCAUUGAACCUGAAGAAGUUGAGUUAUAUGAGAACUUGACUUACAAGGUAAAACCAGAGUGGAUUUUGGAUGUGAGGGACAAGCAAACACGGAACAAGACCAUCAAGGUUGUAAAAGCCUUUUGGAAAGGACUAAGUCUUAGUGAUGCUACUUGGGAAAUUGAGGAGUGGAUACAGUGCGAGUACCCGUACUUGUUUUCUUGGUAG
Messenger RNA from Neltuma alba, 621 nucleotides. RefSeq lists its product as uncharacterized. The coding region runs from base 1 to 621 and encodes 206 amino acids. The transcript has a single exon. NCBI's taxonomy places the organism in Eukaryota, Viridiplantae, Streptophyta, Magnoliopsida, Fabales, Fabaceae. The record is from RefSeq and is a predicted model, not a curated record.